Messenger RNA from Schistosoma guineensis, 2180 nucleotides. The record is from the annotation of a GenBank genome assembly. NCBI's taxonomy places the organism in Eukaryota, Metazoa, Platyhelminthes, Trematoda, Strigeidida, Schistosomatidae.
CUACUCGGUCGCGCCAGAUAUAUGCGUUGCGUUACUUGUGCUUUUUGCGUUUACUCAACAGAGACCUUUAGCUGUUGAAGUUCAGCCAUAGAAUUAUUGUCCUGGCUAGGGAACGACGGUUGUUAUAUCUGUGCACCUUGCUCUUGUUUUCAUAUACUUAAGUGCCCCCAACCUGGACACAGGCAUUUCAACUAUUGGGAGUCGCAUAAUGUUAGAGGAUGAGUUCGCUGAGCUGGACCUAAAUGAAAACUCUGAAAACUCUUUAAAUGUACCGUUGAAUUCUGAGUCUUAUCUGCGGACAGGUUUCACACCUGAACGAAAUGUCACACAUGACAUAUCGCCCAUUGACACUGGGAAAGAAACUGUAAACACUGUUUCCGAUGUUGCAUUUGUAAAAGUCACAAGCCCUGCAAAAGUUGGUGAGGGUAUUUCGUCAUACAUAGUAUAUCGUGUUAAUACAAAGUUUAAUGGCAAGGAAUUUUCAGUCCUCAGACGGUUUUCUGAUUUCCUUGGGUUACAUGAAAGGUUAGUCGCGAAGUAUCUUUCUGAAGGAGUUAUUGUUCCCCCUGUUCCUUCUAAAGAUAUGCUAGCUACAACUAAAGUUAAAAUGUCAAAGGACGUUUCUGCGGAAAAUGAAUUUGUUGAACGUCGCCGAAUAGCUUUAGAACGAUUCCUAUCACGAGUACUUUCACAUCCAGUUUUACAUAUUGAUGAAGAUGUCUGUGAGUUCCUUCGGCAUGAAGGAGAGCUACCACGUGCAACAAACACCCAACUAUUGUCCGGUGCUGCAGCGAUAAAAGUGAUGAAAAAUUUGGGUGAUGCGAUUGGAAAGUUUGCUUACAAAGUUGAUGAUCCCGAAGAGUUCUUCUAUCAGAAAGCAGAUGAAUUAGAUAGUUGGGAAAAGCAACUUAAACGUCUUCACUCCUCGCUUCUUAAUUUAGUAUCAGGAGACAAUGACCUAGCAAAUGCCGAAGCUGGCUUGGCUCGUUCAGUUCUUCUCCUGGCUAAUGUAGAAGAAAAUACUGGUCUAGCUCAAGCACUUCAUCAUCUGGCAGAAACAGAAGGACAUGUCGCUGAUUUACACGCUUUACAAGCAGAAGCGCAUACGUGCCAUUUAGUGGAGUAUUCUCGAGAAUUACUAGGCAUGGUUCAGGCUUGCAAGGAUGUUUUGAGUGAACGUGUACGAAUAUAUCGUACAUGGAAAACCGCUGAAGCUAAUCUUCGUUCAAAGCGCGAACAGAAAAUUCGAAUGGAAAUGGCACCUAGAAAUGAUAAUAAAAAGAUGGCCACGAUAACAAUGGAGUUGGAAGAUCUUGAAAAUCGUGUAGAUCAAGCUCAGCAUAAGUUUAAUAAUAUAUCUAUAAAUAUUAAAAGAGAAUUUCAAAAUUUCGACUUGAAUCGUUUUGCUUAUUUCAAACAAGCCACUACAGAAUAUUUAGAAUUGUUAUUGCAAAUUCAAUUAAAAGUGUUAGAAAACUGGGAGAAAUAUUUGUCUUAUACAAACGGUAUCAAUUGAUGUAUGCGCAUAUAGGCUCUGUUAACAAUUUUUUUAUUUCUAGAAAAGAAAUAUCCUUGGUUUUGGAAUUAUUUUCCCUCUCUUUAUUACACAAUCAAUAUUCCACACUUAUUUAUUGUUCCAUUGAAAUUUUAAGUUAAACAUAUAUGUUAAUUUCUCAUCCUUUGUGUUCAAGUAACACGCACACACACACCCAGAUAAUGCAUGUGUAUACACUUGUAUACUGACUGUAUUUCGGGUAAUUAAUUCUAAAUAAUCGCUUGGAUAUGGUGGUUGUGAUAAGUCUUUAUUUUUUUCUUCUGUUAAUCAUUUUGUAAUUUAUGUAACUCUUAGAUUGAUUUCAUAUCUCUGCCACUUUAUGCUGAUUUCAUGCAUAUAUUUAAUAAUAAUAUGGUGUUUUGAUUUAAAAAGCAAUGGAAUUAUUAUAUAUUUCACCCUCAUGGGAUAACAAAUAUUAACAGACGUAGUAGGAGUACAGAGUAUUAAACAAUUUAAUGACAAUUUUUUAACAGGAGAGUUUUUGCAAACAAGUACUUUACUGUGUUUCCUUCUCCCGUUGGAACUUCAUGUUAAUUAUAAAAUUCAUAAAAUCACCUUAGAUGGGAACAUUUUUUUCUUCACCAUUGUUGAUAUCUGCGCAGCCUUAUAUGAUAGGAUUGUAUAC